CCACGCCUGGUUUGCUGUAGUAUAGUGGGGAAGUGGUAGUAGCGCUUGUAGCAGCAGUGGUAGCAGGGCCCUCCCUCUGUCUCUGCAGAUAAAUACUCGCAGCCUGUCUAUCCCAGGCAUGGAUGACGGUUGCAAUCAGACAUGGCACUGCGACAUUAUACUCUCGACUUCAGCCUCUCUACGGCAGCUGACGCUACUUCCACAGUUCCUGGUCUACUUUCCAUAUUUCAUGAGCAAGAAAUGACAGAGACUGUCCAUGACACAGACGGGCAUGGAUACCUCGCUACAUUCGUAGGAAAGAAUGGCCGGUUUGCCAUUCUGCGCGUGCACUCCCAUGGGUUGAUCACCAUCGAUCUGCAGUGUUAUGAAGAGGAUAACAUUGCACAGCUAGACAAUCUUUUAAAUGCACUGGAAAAGAAACUGACGGUUCUCUUAAAUGGCAAUAUUACGAGGAUUAAAAGACUACCAUCCAUCGUACGAGGAGGGAAGAUUGAUCGAUACUGGCCCACAGCUGACGGCAGGCUGGUGGAAUACGACAUUGAUCGGGUGGUUUAUGAAGAAGAUUCUGCUUACCAAAAUAUCAAAAUAAUGCACUCAAAGCAGUUUGGGAAUAUCCUUGUACUCAAUGGAGACGUUAACUUGGCAGAGAGUGACUUGGCCUACACGCAAGCCAUCAUGGGUGGAGGUAAAGAGAAUUACGCUGGAAAGGAGGUGCUAAUAUUAGGAGGAGGUGACGGGGGCAUCCUCGCCGAGGUGGUCAAACAAAAACCAAAGAUGAUCACCAUGUUGGAAAUCGACCAGAAGGUGAUAGACGGGUGCAAAGCACACAUGAGAGUAACAUGUGGAAGUGUCCUUGACAGCUUAGAGGGAGACUGUUACCAAAUACUAGUUGAGGACUGUGUGCCCGUGCUGAAGAAGUAUGUCCAGGAGGGAAGGACGUUUGAUUAUGUAAUUAAUGACCUCACAGCAGUCCCAAUAUCCACAGAGCCAGAAGAAGACUCUACGUGGGAGUUCCUGCGUCUCAUCUUGGACUUGUCAAUCAAAGUCCUGCAUCCUAAUGGAAAAUAUUUCACACAGGGAAACAGUGUGAAUCUGACAGAGGCACUGAGUCAGUAUGAGGAGCAGCUGGGGAAGCUCUCGUGUCCUGUGGGCUUCUCCAAAGAGGUGGUGUGUGUGCCCUCCUACCUGGAGCUAUGGGUUUUCUACACUGUGUGGAAGAAGUAAAAGGCUCCAGUGAUCUCUUCUUGAAUCCCCAGCGGCUGGAAUGUGAAAGCGCCUCCCAUUUCUGCUGUUGCCUCAAAGGCGUGUUCAGACUGAACCAGAUGUGGAAUUAAAGGCAAUUAAGAAAGUUUGGGGAGGAGUUGGAUGCAGAGAAAUAAAACAGAAAUAAAAGAGCUACAGCCAACAUCUGAGCUGGCUGUGAUCGGCUGUUUGUGGUGAACAAGCUUGGACUCCAGCUGUUGUGUUUAAGACUGCAACAACACCCUGGAUUCAGUCUGAACACAUCUUUAGCGGCACUAAGACAGUUUUAUUCUCCCCUCUCUUUUAACCCCAUUCGACCUUGACCUCCACUCUCUGUCUCGCUCCCUGUUUUAGUUGUGUUUUACAGUUAUUUGCUACAACUUCUCAGUUGUAUUUCGAUUGUGUUACUUGAUUUGGAAUGUCCAUCUGCAUGUAUGUUGAGGGAAAUGUUAGAUGUUUGAACUCCUCUUGCAGGAGGUGUGCGUUCUCUUGUUUUCUCUAGGUUUACUCUGAGUUAUGAGCUCAGAUGGUGUGAUAGGGCAAUUUGUAGGCUCAGCACAGCUGAACUGAGUUGCUUUUUAAGCUCUGUUUUUGUUACUGCCUCUCAAAUGUGAUUUGAUUCUUUCAGGUUGUUUCAAGGCGAUGUGACCAUGUCCAGUGAGACUCAGAGUGUGAGUCCACGUGUUUUAAAAGGGAAACGAUUCCACCACUUUAAUGCCACCUCUGUGCUUGUGCUGUUGAUAUGUCAUGUUUUAUUAGCACCUUUGGUUUCUCCUGGUAUAUUUUAAGUUUUUUAAGACUGUAUUAGAUGCAUGUAAAAGGCGGUGAAUGUAGCUUGCAUAUACAGUACACAGCACGUUUACAGGUGAUAAACUCUGUGGGACCGAGUUACAUUUAUUUAUUCUAUAUGAUUUCACUAAAUGCUGUUUUGUCCCACUGAGGUAAUUUUUGUGACCAUCACAAUUAAAGUGUUUUUGGGGGACUGGUUCUCAACGCCUUCCUUUUAAAUACAGCUACAAUAACAGUCUAACCUCUGGGAAUAAAACAACGUCAGGGAGACAGAAAGCAGUGUUAGCAUGAAGGAGCUGCACA
Messenger RNA from Notolabrus celidotus (New Zealand spotty), 2334 nucleotides. RefSeq names its product spermine synthase (gene sms). The record is from RefSeq and is a predicted model, not a curated record. The transcript has 11 exons. Gene Ontology annotation, biological process: spermine biosynthetic process. The coding region runs from base 142 to 1224 and encodes 360 amino acids. Gene Ontology annotation, molecular function: spermine synthase activity. NCBI's taxonomy places the organism in Eukaryota, Metazoa, Chordata, Actinopteri, Labriformes, Labridae.